This is a messenger RNA of Syngnathus typhle (broad-nosed pipefish), 4303 nucleotides long. Its product is annotated as neurabin-1-like. Gene Ontology annotation, molecular function: actin filament binding. Gene Ontology annotation, cellular component: cytoplasm; postsynaptic density; dendrite. Bases 23 to 3640 code for a protein of 1205 amino acids. The record is from RefSeq and is a predicted model, not a curated record. Gene Ontology annotation, biological process: calcium-mediated signaling; neuron projection development; actin filament organization. The transcript is spliced from 18 exons. Lineage: Eukaryota; Metazoa; Chordata; Actinopteri; Syngnathiformes; Syngnathidae.
UCAAGUGGACCUUCAUAUCCUCAUGAUGCGGACAGACCACAAAGGCCGAAGUGCCUCUCCACACAGGAUUUUAUAUGAGUCUGACUUCCGCACCAUUAAAUGUUCAUUUGACAGUGGGAGCAACCUAAAGCGUGGCUCCACGGCUGCCUCCUCCCGGUGUUCUAUUGUGCACCAUUCAGGUCUACCAACCAGCCUCUCCGAUUCCCUUGUGACCCUCCACAGCAGUGGCCGAGGGAGAGCCAACAGCACCAGAGGAACUAAAAUUAGGGACAACAUCUUCUUCCAAAUGGACAGCCAAAAACAGCUAAGACAAAUAAGUGACUCGGGGCAGUGUGGUUCUAGCACCACGGCUUUUCUUUCUCCUCAGAAUCCUAACAUUCAACUCCAAACGUCUCAAAUUCCCACCACCAGACCUCUCUUCAUUGGCUCCGCCUGCAGCAUGUCCACGCCUGAAACCUUCUUACAAGAUAAACCGGGCAGAUCAGAGGAGAUAAAGGACAUAGACAGGGCUGCUCUUGCGCAAAAGUUCUCGGUGACCAGGAAAUUGUUUGAGACCAAAGCUGAGAGUGGAGGACAAGUGUCAAAAUGUUCUCGAAGCAAAGAUGAAAAGGAUAACGUGGGUGAAGACAAAGGCACAAAAGAACACGUCAUAAAUAUCCUCUUACCUACUACAACGACAAGCCUUAAAUCUCUUACAUCAGAUGCCCUCAGUGGGGAAUCAAUUAAAUCUCCUUCCAGCCCUGAGGAGCAUGGACAGACCCCAGCGGGUGAAUCCAAGGAAGUGGAGGCCAAUAAUACGGCUCUUGACUCGAGCUUGACCCCUGAGGAGCCACUCAGGGCAGAGCUUGUCCAUGUGGAUUCAUCGGAGAGUGAUGAUGGUGAGGAUAAAGAAAAAAAGAGGGGUGCUUUUAUUUUUAAUGCAUCAUUUGAAGAGCUGGCGGAUGAUGUUUUUGAAGAUCCCAUUUUGGAAAUGUCAAAUACUUGCUUGAUGGAACUCAUCGCGAGAGACUGUAGCUUCAUUGCAGACAAGUACGAGCAGGUGAACGAACAAUGUUGGGAGGAGCCGAGCCGACGUACUGACAAGCCAAGAGAGGAGCGCUGGGACAUGGGUGAAGUUUUGCAAGAAAAUGCAGACAAAGAGAUUGUUAAGAAGACGUGUACGGAAAGUGAAGUUGAAAAGAAAGCUUGGGUGACACCUGAGAUGCAGGAAUGUGCCAAUGCGGUGCCACAGGAAAGCGGGAGAGAAGAAGAAAGCAGCGAGGGACGAGUUGACAUCAACGGAAGCAACAAAAUGCUUCAUUGCGGGAUGAAAAACCGAAAUUCAAAGCAGGAAUUCUGUGCGGAGCGUGUGGAGAACUCUCUCCACCCAGGCAACGGGCUUUCAUUAGAAUAUGAAGAAAUUCCUGGCAUUCCUAAACUGUCUGACCAGGAUGACGAUGGCACAAAGAAAAAAGUCCGUUUUUCCUCAGCACCAAUUAAGGUUUACACCACUUACUGCAACGGAGAGUACAAUAGACGCAAUGACGAUAUCGACCCCGUGGCCGCAUCGGCCGAGUAUGAGCUGGAGAAGAGAGUUGACAAGAUGGAUGUUUUCGAAGUGGAAAUUCAAAAGGAAGAUGAUGGACUGGGCAUUAGCAUCAUCGGAAUGGGGGUAGGAGCAGACCAGGGGCUGGAGAAACUCGGUAUUUUUGUCAAAACGGUCACUGAAGGUGGAGCAACACAUAAGGAUGGAAGGAUUCACGUGAAUGAUCAGAUUGUGGAGGUGGACGGUGUGAGUUUGGUGGGAGUGUCGCAACUGUUUGCAGCCACAGUGCUCAAAAAUACUUCAGGCCUGGUCAAGUUUCUGAUCGGGCGAGACAAGGAGGGUGUGGAGAGCGAGGUGGCCCGGUUAGUCAACGAAAGCCUGGAAAUGGAGAAGAGCGCGAGGACGAGUGAGGAUUCAGAAACUGAUGUCGGCAUACCUGAGGAUGAAGAUGAAGAGGACAUGUCUGUACUGUCGUGUCUGGAUAAUGACCAGCUUUGUCUCAAAUACCAGAAGCUUCAAUCCAAACUGCAAAGGAGAACAGCUCAGCUUGAAAGUGCCCGAGAGAAGGUAAAGGCGUUCGAGCAGGAGAAAGCGAGAUGGGAGAGCCAGACGGCAGAGCUGCAACAAAAAGUGGAGGAUGGAGCCGACAAAGUUGACAAGCUGGAGAAGUAUUGGCAAGAGGCCCAGACACUCUGCAGGGUUGUGAGCCAGCGACUGGCCGAUGCCCAGAGCCAAUCAGACAGCCUGGAAAUCAAGUACAACAAGGCCAAGAGACUGCUCAGAGAGUACCAGAGCAGGGAGGAGGAGGCGGAUGCUAGGGAAGCGGAUUUGCGGCAAGAAAUGGAGGAGAGAGACAACAAGCACAGGGAGACUGUUGAAAGGCUUCAACUUCAGUUGGAGAGAAAAGAACCGAGGACGGCAGGGACACCUCUUGAUGUGGACUCAUCAGUCCCGGAUCCAGAGUGGUACGUCGCAAUUCCCAACACAGAGCGACUGGACUGCAGUGCGCACAUAGCUCGAGGUCAGCUGGCCCAGAAGUUCAAACGCCAUCCACCCACCCGAGAAAAACUCAGGAAGAGCUUCAAGAACGAGCAGGAGGAAGGUCAAAAGCCACAGGAGAGCCAAUCGCAGUCCGAAGGCAUCGUACAGAGGAGCAGCCAAGUUGAACUUUCCAGUUCUUCCCCUUUCUCAGUCAACAGUCCCGGCGACUCGUCUGUCUUCACGCCGCCGAUUUGCAUCACUGACACAAAUGCCGCUGUCAUCACCUCCCAUAUGAAAUCCUCCAGGAAAUCCAAAAGAAAAAUGCCUGACUUCAGUGGCCUCCGUAAGUCUCUGACCAAGCGGAAGAGUGAAAAACUGCACAGAGGGUCCAUGAACAGCAGGGCGUCUUGUGGCGACCUGGUGGACGAACCAGCUGAAGUUUCUUCAUCGGGCUCUGUGACCUCCAUGCCCUCCUGCUUGCCCUUUGGCUGGUUUGCAGAGCGAGGGAAGGAGAAAGAAAACCAGGAGGAACGGGAGAGGAAAAGAAGCACCAUCGAGAAGAUGCGCUCCCUGUCCAGCAGCAGUUUGCCUUACUUGACCACCUCCGGUAGAAAAGAUCGGAAUGUCAGCUCCGCCAUGGAUAGCUUCAGCAUGAGGGAUCACGGUUCUAAUCACUCUCUCCCCGAACACGCUAACACCUUCACCUUUGUGUCCACAGAGAGCUUAGAUGAUGACACUCUGCCGAUUAACAACAACAACAACCAGUGGCAAAGUCGACCUGUAUUGGAGUGGAGCAGCCAGCAAGUGUGUCUGUGGUUGGCGGCCGUCAACAUGGAGCAGUACACGAUUCAUUUUGCAGCCAGAGGAGUGGACGGGGCUCUGUUGCUCAGCAUGGACACUGACAAGCUCAAGGCCAUCGGCGUGUGUCAGAAUGACCGCGCGUCCCUCAAGAAGAAGCUGAAGGAGAUGAAGAAACGGGAGGAAAAAGAAGAGCGAGGAAGAGAGAAAAGGCGCAAGGAGUCAGCUAAGCAAAAUGAGAAGAAUUGUGCGAGUGAAGGUGUGGUGAUUGAGAACACAUCUGCUCUGGCGUCACGACACACCGGAAGAACGGCAAGGACCGAGUCGCUCCUCUAGAAGAACUUGACGUUCCCACCAGCACGGAUGUACGUUUGAACCAUCCCACUCACAAAAGGAUGAUUUAGAUUGGCAUUUCCUGAAGGACUUUUUUAAAAAUUAUGCAGAACACCAACAAUUUCACAUUUACAGCACUUGCGCAAAUGUUUUUAUACUUUAAAUUAUGUAUGAAUUUUAAGUCUUUUUUUUUUUUUUAAUAAAUAAUGCUUUAAACGUCCAGCGUUAACUUGAAGAUGAUUACACACGCACAUGCAUGGAUAUGGCAACUUUAAUUUAUUCUUUAAAUUUGAAUCCAUUUGCCAAUUCUACACUGCAGUCAUUGCACAAUGUGCAUUGUUGGGAGCAAUUAAAAGUCACACUUGUUAGCAUUAUAUAACUCUUUGGUCUGUCUCGAACGUAACAAAGUACCCCUUAAGUGAAUAAAUACAUAAACUCAACAAAUGAAAAAAAAUUAUAAUUCCCUUGCCCUCAAUCCCACCUGACACAAAAUGUACAAAACAUGCUCUAAAGUAAUUCAAGACCAUCAACUGAACAACAUUGUCUCAAUUUUCAUUUAAGACUAAAAAUCAUCACCUUAAGUGGACAUUUUGGAAAAAAAAAAAAUGUACAAAUGAAUAUCUUGCUAUUUACAUUCCACCAGGAUGUGUUUCGGGUUAAGAAUAA